AUGGACACAACACCAAAAAACACGGACGAGAAGGUGACGAAGGGAGGUGAAGGGGCGUCGAAAUCGACACCCGUAUCUGUCCCAGGGGGGGCUGCUGCUCCCGGGACGACGAAAUCGUCGCCACGUAGUAGCAGGACUAAGACCCUGAUAGGAGUCUCCGCAUCAGGCGGUAGGAUGAGGGAAGCCGGCGCAAACCCGCCAAAACAGGUAGGGAAGGGUGGAGCCCUCAUACACGGCGGAAUCGCCAGCACUAGCAGAGGAACUUCUGCUAGAGUUAUGAAGGGGUCCACAGGGGGCUUUAGCAAAGGGGCUUUAGCUAGGAAGCUGAAGUCGGACCGUCGAUUAGCGGCAAAAAUAGUGGAACGCUACGGUGGUGAGCAGAUACCUGACCAGCAUGCUAACACGCUGGAGUGGGCCAAGAAGGUGUUAAGCGAGAGCGAGACCGAUGGGUCACGACUCGAAGCGAAUAGACACGAAACAGCGGUUAAGCGGCAAAGAUCGCACGAGGGAGAAACCUCUCUUGGCAAAAAACCGAGAACGGGGGCGGCGCCAACCUUCAGCGAGAUUGCUAAAGGUGCUAAUGCUAGGACACUUGGCGUUCUCAACCGCAGCAGGGAGGACGGGGCUAUCUCCCAUGAAGAGUGGAAGAGAGUAGCUAUCUCUUCGGUCUUCCUUAGGGUGGUCAAGGAAAACCCUGGGCCACCCCCAAAAUGCGUUAGUGCCGGCUGGCAUCAUGGGCUGCACAAGCUGACUAGGUGCGCCGAUGAAAGAUCGGCCAUCUUAUACAAGAAGGCAGUCUCUCUGGUGGGGGAGGUUUGGAAGGGGGCUAGACUGGAGGCCGUGGACAAAGAGGAUCUUCCUCUUCGCCCUAGGGCUCGCGUCUGGUUGCCGGCCGAACCGUCCACUGCGAAGGAGAUAGAGGAAAUCCUCAGGUACUGCAACCCCACACUCCCCGCGCACGACUGGAGGGUUUUAAGGCUGGAGAGAACCAAUGAACCAUAUCGGCAAGCGCUGAUAAUGCUUAACGCAGAGUCCAUCGGUCCUCUCAGCAGAACCAAGGGAGCCAUCAGCUAUGGGUUCGAAAUGGUGGUACUGAAGGUACUCCCAACGGAUGCCAGGGCUGAUGGCGCUCAAGCUGCAGAUGCGGGGGAGAAAGGAGAAGGCGUUAGCGAUGGUCAAGCGACCACGGAAAGCGACCCAAGCCUCUCGGACGUGGCGAGUACUGGAGGCGGAUCGUCGAUCGGCGACUCCGUUUUCAGCCUCGAACAAUUGUUUGAGGAGGUGAGGGUCGAUCAUGACCUAAGCGCUGAACUGGCGCUUCUAGAGGAUAGUCUGAAGGAUGAGAUUCCUCCAGAUUAACCUCCAUCAUGCAAAGGCGGCU
Bactrocera dorsalis (oriental fruit fly) is the source of this 1381-nucleotide messenger RNA. RefSeq lists its product as uncharacterized. The transcript has a single exon. Lineage: Eukaryota; Metazoa; Arthropoda; Insecta; Diptera; Tephritidae. The record is from RefSeq and is a predicted model, not a curated record. Bases 1 to 1359 code for a protein of 452 amino acids.